Eremothecium cymbalariae DBVPG#7215 is the source of this 2259-nucleotide messenger RNA. RefSeq names its product Hpr1p (gene HPR1). The transcript has a single exon. Lineage: Eukaryota; Fungi; Ascomycota; Saccharomycetes; Saccharomycetales; Saccharomycetaceae. Bases 1 to 2259 code for a protein of 752 amino acids. The record is from RefSeq and is a predicted model, not a curated record.
AUGGUAUCUAGAAUGAUAGAUUACGAGGUAGUGCUGGAUGACUGCGUGGAAUAUUUGUCAAAGAAUAUAUUUUUGCAAGUUCCCACUUCUGCGAUUUCUGUUCCUGUGAAUGAAUCUCUACUUGGACCUAAGGAAUUAUUAAAUGGGGAAUGGGUUGCCCUUUCUGAGAUUGAUGAUAUGCAGGUUAGGAAGGAUAUGGAACUAUCUGCAUUUAGGAGGCUGGUAUUGGAGGUCACUAGGUUUUCUGAGGGUGAAGAUGAAACGCACAAUGAUCUGAAUAAGUUAGCCGUAAUACUAGAUUGUGUCCAUGCAAUCCAGUGUUCUUCGAAACAUAGAGGAGAUGCAAGUUGGGCUGGGACGUGGGCGAAUUUAUAUUUUGAUCUGACUAAGAUUGUUAUGCAAUUUUUGCAGUUUCCUUCUUCAUUUUUGUCUUUCUUCCCAUAUUUUGAGUCCCGUUUGCAAUGGUAUCUACAGGGUCAAGAGAUGGAGCAGUUUUCUUACGGGGAUAAUAAGCUAACUUCAGGUAUUAAAUUACCGCUUUCGAGGCUGCUAUACUAUUGCAAUGAGUUAAUCAGACAUCUGGAAGCACAAUCCAAGUUGAAUACUCCGCUGCACUAUGUAAUAAUAAACAAAAUACAGUGGUUUAUUUCUCAAUUACUGCCAAUCAGUGAGAAUUGUAAUUACAAUAAAAAGGGUCAAAUAUUAAGCCAAUUUCCAGAGACAUUGUGGUCAAACAAGCAUUCUAGAGGGUUGAGUUCGCGCUCUCCCUCAUUGUUUGCUGACUGGAAUUACUUUCUGGAAGAAUUUAUCUUUGAUCCAAUGAACAUUAUGUUAUCGCCUGUGAGAGAUAGACAAGGCUUUGAAGAAUACACAAAUGACAUUGUUGAAUUCCUUCUAGAAAAGGAAUCGGAAUAUUAUAAGAGACUCAGUGAGGUGAUUCAGCAACCGAAUCUUAUUAGGCAAGAUAUCCAUAAGAAUUUCAUUGCCAGUCAGUUUGUUAGAAAUAACUAUAUUGAACCCCAAGAUACAAGAAAUAUGAUAUCUGAAACAAAGGUGGAGUUUUGGAAAGUUUUUGUGCAUAAUGAUGAGUCUAUGAACGGUAUAAUGCAUCCCUUACCAUUAGAAUUGAGUAUUUUCGACGAGCAGAAUUUCCUGAAUCAAUUGGAAACUGUUGAGUUAGACUUUUUUAGGAAAAAUAUGCUUAUGCAAAUUGCUAUCUCGUUUAAUAUGGUGGACACAAUUUUACGUGAUAAAGCUACAUUAAAAGCAUAUACUGCUCGUUAUAAAAAUGCCCACUAUGACCGAAUUUUUCCACCAGAUCCACCAACAUUAUUUAAGUUCUUCUACAGUACCGCAAACAAGAUAAAGGAAUUUUAUAAGCAGAAAGACUAUGAAUUCUAUGAAAUUUUAAUCGAGUUGCUUCAUUCGGAUGAAUCCUUUCUAGCGGCAAAAUCAAAGAACAUGGCUCCUUUCAAAGAAAUCAAAUGGAACUGCAAGCCAAUAGAUGGAAAGCCUUCUUUUGAUUAUGAGUUCAAAAAAUUUGGGUUUAUAAAACUAGGAAAUAAAAAGGUUAAUGAUAUAUGGAAAAUUGAAUCUGGUUUGGAUCGUGCAAGAAUUCUUUCCAAAGCUAAUGAGAUAAACCCAUCUGCAGUGUAUAAUAAGCUACAGGAAGAAUUCCAAAAUUCUAAUGUUAAAAAUUCGCAGAAUUCUGGAACUGACGGCAGCAUAUUAAAACAGUGGCAACUGUUACGUUCAUUGAGAUCCCAGUAUUUAUUUGAAUUCAACACAAUCGACGAGACUACUGGAAUAGCUGGUUUAUUUGACCCAAAUUUGGCCAAAAAUUCUAAGGAAAACAAAGCAAAGAAUACAAAUUCGUAUUUCGAGAAGGAAUUGAAUAAUCAUCGUGAACUUUUAGAACAAGCCCAGAAAUAUUUUGAGAAGGAAACCAUCAAAGCCGUGAAAUCUGAAGAAGAUAGUAAUUCUAGGAAGAGAAGGUUGGAUGACGACGAUAUUUCCGAAGAAGAUAGUGAUUCUCGCCCAGGGUCGAAGAAAGUUAAGACAGAUUUAAUUGUUAAAAAUAUUGACUUGACUGAGCCUGAAAAUACUAACGUCCCUUCUGACCUGACCAAUGAAAAAUCUUCUACAGAAAUUGAAGCUAAGGCGGAAGACGACCAACUUGUUAAUCCAAAGUCAGAGUCUAGAGGAACUGGGAAUGAAUUGGAACAUGAAGAAGAUGACGAAGCAGUUCCUGAAUGUUAG